Messenger RNA from Lycium barbarum (goji berry), 3051 nucleotides. RefSeq lists its product as uncharacterized. Bases 1 to 3051 code for a protein of 1016 amino acids. The record is from RefSeq and is a predicted model, not a curated record. The transcript has 12 exons. Lineage: Eukaryota; Viridiplantae; Streptophyta; Magnoliopsida; Solanales; Solanaceae.
AUGGCUAGGCUCAUAAAGGGAAGGAGAUGCAGAGAGUUUGUGAUGGCAGUUCUAACUCUAACUGCCCUGAUCUAUUUUAUCUGGAGGGUGAGGAAUGAAGCACUGUGGGAAGGAAGAAUAAUGAUGCCAGGGAAGCUGAUUGAAGCUGUUAAGCAGGAGUGGUUUCCCAAUUUGAGUAGUGAAAAACAUCAAUUAAUGGCGGAUGAAAGCACAUCUGGUAGGGUUACAAGAGGUAUCCCACAUACUCUUCAAAAUUUAGAUUCCCCUUCUUUUGAUUUGGGUAUUUCUCAGCAACAACAUGAUGUUGAUGCAGCUUCUGCUGAGAAAAUUGUUGCUGAAAGGAGAUCUAGGAAAAUCCAUGAUCCUUCCAGAAUCAGAAUUCCUUCAACUGCCUCCAAAUUCAUGGUUAAACGUCCCCCCACUCAACCGAUACGUUAUGCUUCAUAUAUGAACCAUAACAUUAAAGAUGAGUUGAAGGAAAAACUGACAGAUAGACAAUUCAAGCUAUUUUCCAAAACUGUUUUUGGAAAAUAUAUGGAGAUGCAAGUUGACACCGACGUGCAGGGUCAGUUAUUUAGGUGUUUUAUGCUUAGGGAGUUGAAGCGUAGUAAUAGCGAUGCGUUUGUUAUCGAUAUUAACGGGACGGAAUUGACAUUCAGUCUUUUUGAAUUUGCUUUAAUUACUGGUUUGAAGUGUUACGGGGAUGAAGUUGUUUUUGACGAGGGUUCUAACAGAUUGUUGGAUCAAUAUUUCGGUGGUUCUGGUAAUAGUGUUUUAAAGAUGACUUUAAAUAAGUGCUUUGAAGACAAGGAUUGGGGUGUUGGUGAUAACGCAGAUGAAGAUGCUGUAAAGAUUGAUAUCCUGUAUUUCAUUCAUAAUUACAUACUUUCAAGUGAAAAGAGGAACGUUGUUGUCCCAAGACAUCAUUUUGACUUGGUGGAGAGUGAACAGUACAAUGAACAUACUUGGGGUAAGGAAGCAUUUGAUGAUUUGAUUAAGAAUAUUCACCACAAGAUGGACAAGCCAAAGCAGUUUUAUUGUCUACGGGGGUUCCCUUUUGCUAUGCAAGUGUGGAUAUAUGAGUGUUGCUCUAAUGUUGACCCUAAUUUAAUGGUUAAAACCGGAACCCGAAUCCCAAGAAUGUUUAAUUGGAGAACAGUGAACCCAAAACCAUCUGUUAACUACUUGAUGUUGGCGCAUGACACCAGUUGUAAAUUCAACAACAUUGUUCCGACCAUAUCAGAGGUUGAGAAGCAUGGUCUGCGUGCAUAUCUGGUCAACAGACGUGCACCACCACCCCAAUCACACCAAGAGGAGGAAAAUGAAUAUGCUGAUUUUACCACUACACCUCCCCAUGUUGCCGCUGCCAAGAAAACUCAAAAGAACGAUGCUUCAAAAUCUCCACCGCACAAGAAGCCCAGGAAGAUGUCAACGGUAGCAUUGCAUGUUCAGAAGUCACCAACCACUAUCCCAAAAAAACCUACAGUUGGACAAUCAUCUAAAAAAUCUGCUUCGGUGGUAGAUAAGUCAGUUCAAUCAAAGGAAAAAGAAAAAGCUGCUCCAAGUGUCCACCGCGUUCCUGUUGAUGAUGUAUCCACCAGCAAAUCAGUUGACCUCACAAGUUUAAGGCAGGAACUUGAUCAAUUUAAGCAGGAAGUGCUUGGUGAAUUCAAGGUUAUUUUUACUGAGCUCAAGGAUCUUCGCAAAACUAUUGAUAAAAAUUUCAAAAAAGUUUUGAAACAUGUCAAAGGGAAACAAAACUCAGAAAAGGAUGAUGACAGUGAAACUCAUGUUCCUUUAAAUGAUGGCAACAUACAUCAACAAGCUGAUGAUUACAUGGACCAUGAUGACGAUAUUCACACGGAGACUGAUACGGGUGAUGUGCAUGCAACAGAGGAGAAGGGUAUUGCACCGGAUAUUCAAGUCGGUAUUGGCAAUGAUAGCGGCGAUACGCUGAAAGCUUCAACCGAAGAGAUUGCGGAAGGAGGUGAUCAUUCAGGAGAACCGAAGACUUCGGUUGAACGUCCGGUGGAUCCAACAGAGGAAAAGGUUAUUGCACCGUAUAUUCAAGUUGAUAUUGGCAAUGAGAACGGCAAUACGAUGGAAGCUUCAACCGAAGAGAUUGCAGAAGGAGGUGAUCUUUCAGGAGAACCGAAGACUUCGGUUGAACGUUCGGGGAAACAUACCAUGGAAGAGCAAAAAUGUUCUGAUGAUUCAAAUAAUUCUGAGAUGAUCGCACAGGUGCUAGCAAAUAUAGCAGAAUCAGAAAUGACUAACGAACAACUUCACACAGAAAAAACCGAGGAAAACACCAGCUCAACUGUCUUAGAGGAACCCCAGGCAGCAGUUUGUAACGCUCAGCCGUUGUCUCAGUGGUUGUUGCCUGAUGAAAAGAACAACGAAGACCAUUACAAAAAACAAAUGGCAGUUUUUGACAAUGGAGUCAAAUACAAUUUUGGCAUCACAACUGUCAAUGAUAAGAACUGGUUUUACCUGUUAUCGAUGGAUGGUCAGCUUUGGAAUGACGAGCACAUUGACGUCAUUAUCUAUUACUUUCGGAAGAAAGGAAAGUACGAUAAAAGGAACAAUUUCAGCUUUACUACUGUUGACUGCCUAUUCAAGCAGAGAAUUGAUGUGGUCCACCACGCAUAUCGCAAUGUUGAAACACAGACAAAUGUCGCAAAUGAAGAGCAAGUAUUGAUUGAGUACGUUAAGGGCCACAGGCUUAUUGCCAAUGUCCCGUGGCAUACCGUUGACAACGUGCUAAUACCGGUGAAUAUACAAGAAGAAAAUCAUUGGUUAUUGGUACUCCUUUCAUUCAAGGACAGGGACUGUGGUGUUUUUGUGGCAGCGUAUGAUGAGUAUUUGACAUCGGGUGAAAGGAUUCCAGAGGUCAUUGAUGCACACAUGCAGCGUAUGAGAUACGGUGCACUCUUAUGGGACUACGCUGAAGACAAGGUUGUUGACAAUGCAGAGAGUGAUAAUGAAGUUCCACCAAGACCGAUUAGGCCAGCAAUUGAUUACGACACAGUAGAUGCAAUUGAUGUUUGA